UGAACAGUCAUCAGCACAAAGUUCAGUGACCGAGUGGUGCAAGAGUUAGCAACAUGAGUGCUGAGUGUAAAUUAUCGCAAGAGGAUAUGCGGUCAACACAGAGUCAGGAGCAGCACUCCGGGAACCAAACGACUGCGACAAGGAUUCAAACAGGGUCGAGGUGCUCUCAGAUGGAUUAUGCUAUGAAGUCUCUCAGCCUUUUGACUCCGUCCUCACUUACCAAGUGUGUGACAGCCAGCGUGUCGGCAAGCGCCGCCAUGACCCAGCAGCUGCUCCUGUCGGGUCGAACUCCUCGAACGAAGCCCUUCAGAGUCACAAACGCAGACCGCAGUGUGAAGAAGGGCAUCAUGGCAGACACGCUGCAAGACCUGAUGAACAAGGCAAGCGACUCGCUGAGUGUACAGUGUGCCAGUGCGAUGGUGCUGGAUGAAGACGGCACCGGUGUGGACACGGAGGAGUUCUUCCAGACGCUGCUUGAUAACACGGUCCUCGUGGUCCUGGAGAAAGGACAGAAGUGGACCCCACAUCCAAACAGCCCCCCCAGAGAUCAGCUCUGCGAGCAGAGGCUGCUGCACCGGACAGAUGUGGCCAAGCUGACCUUUGACCUCUACAAGAACAACCCAAAGGAUUUCAUUGGCUGCCUGAACAUGAAAGCCACCCUGUAUGGCGCUUACUCUGUGUCCUAUGACCUGCGCUGCUAUGCUGCCAAAAAGAUGCUGAGGGAGGCUCUGCGGUGGACCAUCUUCUCCAUGCAGGCCACAGGCCACAUCCUGCUGGGCUCCUCCUGCUACAUCGAGCAGCUGCUGGAGGAGGAGGAGGAGGAGGAGGAGCGGUCGGAGAAGGGCCUGGCACUGCCACAGGAAGGCAGGAUCAGGCAGCUGCAGAGCAUGCUGCUGGGAAAGAUCUCCUACUGACGAGGGACUCCGACCGACGAGGGUGGAGUGGACAUUUUGUCGAUUCUUUGGUUUAGCACACUGAUGAAACAGGUGGUCGCUGUUUGAUCAUAUCAAUGUUUCCUGUGCAAGUUUGGAGACUUGGCAGAUGUUGCAACCGCUUUCUUCUCACAGUCACUUAAUUUCUCUGUUACAUAUUUUGUCACUUAUGUACGAAGUAGCCAACAUUACAAGUUAUUCCUCAGAAAGCACUAACUCACUUCUAAGUAACUUUUUUUUCCUUUGGAGAUGAUAAAUAAAAUUGACACUUUUUAAAAAUG
Molecule: messenger RNA, 1213 nt
Organism: Scophthalmus maximus (turbot)
Lineage: Eukaryota; Metazoa; Chordata; Actinopteri; Pleuronectiformes; Scophthalmidae
Product: cell death activator CIDE-3-like
Exons: 6
Coding region: 54-914 (286 amino acids)
Biological process (GO): regulation of apoptotic process; apoptotic process
Source: RefSeq, a predicted model, not a curated record